GGUCGUGGUUGCCGGGACGACGCCGCGCCCCCUUUGGGCUCCGAUCAGGAAGUGAACGUAAGUAAAGAGAAGAGAGGAGCGGGAAUGAGACAGAGGAGAGAGAGAGAGGCGGGAGCGAGAGGCAGCCUGACGGACAGGGAGCGCAGCCGCUUCGGAUUCCCCUUCACAUUCAUCUGCACCCCGAGCGCACAGACGCACUGACCAGGAUGCUCAUCAAGGAGUUUCGGGUGAUCCUGCCCGUGUCUGUGGAGGAGUACCAAGUGGGGCAGCUGUACUCGGUGGCAGAGGCCAGUAAGAACGAGACGGGAGGUGGCGAGGGGGUGGAGGUGCUGAAGAAUGAACCGUAUGAGAAGGACGGAGAAAAAGGCCAAUACACACACAAGAUCUACCACCUGCAGAGCAAAGUUCCAUCAUUUGUGCGCAUGUUGGCUCCGUCGUCUGCCCUCAACAUUCACGAGAAGGCCUGGAACGCCUACCCCUACUGUCGCACGGUCAUCACUAACGAGUACAUGAAAGACAACUUCCUCAUCAAGAUUGAGACGUGGCACAAGCCAGACCUCGGAACGUUGGAGAACGUUCAUGGCCUGGACCCAGAAACCUGGAAGAAGGUAGAUGUGGUCUAUAUUGACAUUGCUGACAGAAACCAGGUGGAGCCAAAGGACUACAAACCAGAAGAAGACCCCUCGAAAUUCAAGUCUGUAAAGACUGGCCGAGGACCCCUGGGACCAGACUGGAGGAAAGAGCUUCCGAAGAAGACGGAUUGCCCGCACAUGUGUGCUUACAAGCUGGUCACCGUAAAGUUCAAGUGGUGGGGCCUUCAGAAUAAAGUGGAGAACUUCAUUCAGAAACAAGAGAAGCGCUUGUUCACGAAUUUUCAUCGGCAGCUUUUUUGUUGGAUCGACAAUUGGAUCGAAUUGACAAUGGAGGACAUUCGGCGCAUGGAAGAGGAAACAAGGAGGGAACUUGAUGAGAUGCGGGUGAAGGAUCCAGUGAAGGGCAUGGUGGCCUUGGAGGACUGAAGAUGUGUGCACAGUGUGCGCAGCUGCUCAUUGCGGUGCAGGUUUGUUACCCAAACACCAGCGGCUUCGCCACGUCCAGUUUUAUCGGCACAACGUAUCUGUGAACUUGGUCCAGCCCCGCUCUCCCACCACUCCCCAGUUCGGUACUGCCCUCUGUGAGCUGUGUCUGCCAGUGACAGAGAACCCCAGCACUCGUACAUCUACUGUAAAAUCAACUGAAAGGAAACCAGGCAAAAAAGCAGACAAACCAGUGCUAGUGAUAACCAGUACAACUGCUAAUCACUGCUAGCAAUAACUGCUGUUAGCGCCAGCGCUAGCGAUUUGCAAUAUGGCUCUUCAAGAUCUAAAAAUGAAACUGAGAAAUUACAGCGAGGUUUAUUUAAUUCAAUGGAAAAUAAAUAUAUUUAUGGAUUACACAAAUAUGGAUAUAUACACAUUAUUCUUAGAAAUGUGAAUCAGGGUUUUAACCGUUUUGUCUGUACCGUGCGUUGCUCUGCGUGUCUCGGACCAAGCUGAACCUUACUAGUGUCUUUUUUUCACUUUCUUGUACAGUGUCAUUUGUUCACAUUUUAAUUUCCUUUGGUGGUUCUCAGUAUUUGUAAACCCUAAUAGUAAUUUUCCCUGCCCCAUGCCCCUGACAUGUUAAGUUUCUCGUGGAGUUUGUGGUUUUUGUUUUGUUGCGCUUGUUUUUGUCAAAAAAAAAACCGUAUAUAGAAUCCACAACGCGCCCCAUGUUUAUCAGAGCGCACCCCCACAUAUCCUCCUUCGC
This is a messenger RNA of Scleropages formosus (Asian bonytongue), 1788 nucleotides long. It is a transcript of the gene pitpnab, whose product is annotated as phosphatidylinositol transfer protein, alpha b. The record is from RefSeq and is a predicted model, not a curated record. Bases 207 to 1019 code for a protein of 270 amino acids. NCBI's taxonomy places the organism in Eukaryota, Metazoa, Chordata, Actinopteri, Osteoglossiformes, Osteoglossidae. Gene Ontology annotation, cellular component: cytoplasm. Gene Ontology annotation, molecular function: phosphatidylinositol binding; phosphatidylcholine intramembrane carrier activity; phosphatidylcholine binding. Gene Ontology annotation, biological process: phospholipid transport. The transcript has 12 exons.